This is a messenger RNA of Durusdinium trenchii, 1680 nucleotides long. Lineage: Eukaryota; Dinophyceae; Suessiales; Symbiodiniaceae. The record is from the annotation of a GenBank genome assembly.
AUGGUCGGAGUGGCGCAGGGAUCUCGCAGCUUUCACUUCUGGAGAAGCUUGACAUGCUGUUGCCUUGGAGGAUGUGUCGCAGAACUGGUGGUGAACAUCAGGCCGCCGGUGUUGGUCGCCACCAACAUGGUGAAGGACAAUACCUCAACAAGGAUGGUUUUGCGGGAUGGUGAUACACCAGAAUCUUUGGCUGCCGCGGGAUGUCUUCAUUUAAAUGCCACUGGGGCAGGCUGCUCAGAAUCGGAUGUCCACGCAAUAAAGGACGGGCUUGAGGGCGAACUGAUGCACUUCAAAAACCUAAGCAUCGGAGGGCAGGUCAUGAAGCACAUAAGCUUUGGUUGGUAUCUACUCCUCUCACACAGAGCUAUAGCGGAAGCUCGUCUACACUUUGCAGCAGCUAUUGCCAAAUUUCCUGAAAGCAAUUUUCUCUUGAGGGAGCUUGCAGCUGCAGCGGUGCUCGGUGAUGCACUGCCUCAACCUGGAGAUGAUGGCCACACAUUGCAUAGAACUGCGGAUGGUACCUGGGCCCAUGUCACGCCUCCGGAGCCAGCCUUCUAUGCGAUCACUUGUGAUGUUUGGGAGACCUAUGCAGCCAUUCGAUUCCAGAGGCCAAAAGCCUUUCUGAGCGAGAUAGAGCCAGAGCUGUUGGCAGCAGGCAUGUCACCGCAUGCUUUCAUCCCUUCCGUGCAGAUUGGUAGUGGAAGCGCCCCUUCUGGCUUGAUUUUGGAACAUCGGCUGGUCCAUGACAUUGAACUCUUGAAGCUCCUGCAUGGCAUGGACUUCCUAGCGCCAGGGGUUGCUUUGCAAGCGAUUGAGGCCUGUAAUCGCACCUUACGUUCAGCUCCACGAGCCAGAGAAGGCGUUCUACAACCCACCGUUGAUCAAUGGCAUGGCCUUUUCCCUUUUUACAACCGACGGCUUCAUGUCCAUCCAUGUCCACGUUUGGAGCAAGCACUGAAACCUGCUGUGGAAAUGACCAUGCAGCUUUUGCACAGCCCUUCUAGAAGAGCACAAACCCGCGCAGGGGGGGUCCUGAGCACUGGCGGUGUUCUUGUCAUUGACGAUAUUUUGACACAUACCGCCUUGACUGAGCUUCGGGAUUUCGCAGAGCUUUCCACUGUUUGGUACCAAGAGCGUGACAACUCUCUGGGCGCAGCACUGAACACAGGAUUUUCGACACCACUCUUGGCACAGAUUGCAGAGGGAUUGAGGGAACUUCUUGGUGAUGUGCUGUGUGAUCUGCCGCUUACAGACCUCAGAGCCAUCAAAUUCAAUCAGGAACUGCCGGCUUCAAUCCGCUUACAGGCAGAUCAAGCUGCUGUGACGGUGAACCUUUGGAUUACGCCAGGUUCUGCAGACCUAAAGGACUCCAAUGGAGGCUUGACUGUGUACGAUGCCUCAGUCGAAAUGGACAACUCGAUAAAUGACAAACGGAUGCUUGAGGACUUGGUUCAGCAGCUGGAUGGAGAGCAUGUUUCUGUGCCAUACCGCCAGAACCGUGCUAUUGUAUUUGAGAGUUCCCGAGUCUAUUCCAUGCAAGAGUUCACAUCUCGAGAGUCAGAGAUGCGUCGGUCAAGGCGUAUCAACGUAUCGUUCCUUUUUGGACUCAGGGGGCUGCAUUGUGCUCAACGUCGCGUAGCACGUAUCGUACUGGAGGAUCAAAGUGCAAAGCAGCAGUGA